AACCACCCAGAAUCACUCAGUAUCAGUGUCCUUCAUCAACAACUUCAGAAAUUUACAUCUCUUAUCAAUUCAACGAAACCUACCUCAGGAAGCCCUCGUGACAAUGAAGCUCUACGCCGCUUUUAUUGCUCUUGUGACUAGCUCUGCAGUGGUCAUGGCCUCACCUGCCCCAUCUCUAGAGGACGGGGGUAACAUUGUCCAGCGAUCAUGGAAGGACGGUAAAUGCAAUGGAACGAAGUGUCGGAUAGGUUGGGAGGUGGAAGGCACCGAUUGUGACUACGGCAGCUGCGCUGGUCCAGACGGGGGUGAUAAUACUUACUGUUACCAGACAGAGGAUUCCAAUGCAGCUACUUACUGCCCUGGAGCAACUUAAGAAUUAUGAGUGGCAUAACUGCGGUGUGGCAAUGAAGCUUUGGGACAUGAACAGCUCAUGGUCCUACAAAGAUUUCUUGGUCAGCAUGGGUUUAAUCCUAUGUUGGAGAUAUUAGACGAUCGUUGUGUAACUACCAAAUCAAUUGAUGAAUUGGCGGCCUGCCUAUUAUCUCA
This is a messenger RNA of Aspergillus wentii DTO 134E9, 546 nucleotides long. RefSeq lists its product as uncharacterized. Lineage: Eukaryota; Fungi; Ascomycota; Eurotiomycetes; Eurotiales; Aspergillaceae. The transcript has 4 exons. The coding region runs from base 104 to 373 and encodes 89 amino acids. The record is from RefSeq and is a predicted model, not a curated record.